AUGGCUGCGACUGUUACUCCCUCCCACAACCGGCUGAAGCUUACACCCUCCAACUCACCGUUUCUAUCCCGCCCGCCCAGAUCCCCAAUGCGCGGCCGGGCCAUGCAUGAAUCCCGGCUCUCGUUGAAACGAGUCGUCGGUACCACCUGCCGUUCACCAACUGGACUCGGCACAGUAAACUCCUCCUUUGCCUAUCUUGCAGGCGGCGCCGUUGUCGUGGUUGACGUGCAAGACCAACUAUACUCUCAGCGAUUCUAUAGGGCUCGGCCAACCGCUGUGCCUGCGUACUCUGUAUCAACUACUCAGAAUGCCCCCUCGACGCCAAUGGCAGCGACACCAAAGGCCAACGACAGUCGGAAUCGAGUCGCCGCCAACUAUCGCGACUCGCCUUAUAGCCCCCUGGAGUGGACCGACUCGCCAAGUGGUUCCAGAACCUGGACAAGUCGGGAGAGGAUCAAGGCUGCUACGUGUCUGGCCUUGAGCCGUGAUGGACGCUAUCUGGCAGUAGGCGAGACUGGCUAUGCGCCUCGGGUUCUAAUCUUCAGUCUGUUGGAUGCUUCAUCUGAUAUACCGCUCGUGUCAAUCAGCGAGCACGCCUUUGGCGUUACGGCCGUUGCCUGGUCAGACGAUUCCAAAUAUCUCGCAUCCUUGGGCGCUGCCAACGAUGGAUUUCUCUUUGUUUGGAAAAUUGAUGCAAAAACCGGAGCCGCAAAACUCUUCCAGCAAAACAGGUGUACGUCAUAUGUCAAGGACAUGGUCUGGAUGGGCAGCAGUUUGAUAACACUAGGCGUAAGGCACGUCAAGGUGUGGAAGAUUGAGGAUGGGUCUAGUACAUCUCCCACGAAACCCAAGCUAUGGGCCGAUGCGACGUCUUCUUCGCCCACCUCCUUGAAACCUUUGCCUGGAAGGAACAUGCUUCUGGGUCACUUGCUGGAAGCGACUUUCAGUUGCGCGGCCGUUGAUGGCAACAGACUUAUACUAUGCACGGAAUCUGGAGACGUUUGUAUCCUCGACGACGACGAUAGGCAGAUGAGGUUAACAAGGGUGAUGAACCUGGAGUUUUGCAUCACGGCCAUCACGAUUCGUGGAAACACGGCCUACGUCGGGGGAAGAGACGGCCAGUUUGCAACGUUGGAUGUCGAAGGCGUCAUGGGCGGGUGUGCGACCAGUUUGCUUACGAUUAAUCAAGCCUCAGCUGGCGUUGUCGCUCUUGGCUUCUUGGCCGAAAACCUUGUGACGAUAGACUCGAACCAGUCUAUUGAUAUUUGGAAUUCCGACUAUCUCCCUGGACAGCAAGCAGACGCGCUGGCCCAUAUUCCAAUUCCCGGGCAUGGAGAACCCAUCAUGGGCGUGCAUGCCUUGCAUCGACCGAACAAGGUAAACGCCUCGUUUUUGACGUGGUCAGCCUCGGGGAAUGUUACAUUUUGGGACUUGGAUGGACGGAUCAAGUUGUCAUUUGACGUGCCCAUGGAGAAUAUGGAGCCCGAGAAUGAGCUGGUGUUGAUCAAUCAGCUUACCUGCGCUCGAGCAACGAAGAGCGCAAAGUUGCUCGUCGCAGCCGACCGUCAAGGAAUCGUCCGCGUCCUCGAUGUAGACUCCAAUACUUGUGUAAUGGACACCAAAGCACACUCUUCUGAAUGCCUAUGCAUCAGCAUAUUCGAAGAAGAGUCCAGUUUUCUGAUGGCGUGCUGUGGCAGAGACCGUACAGCCCAGUUGUUCCACCGCAACUCUAGCGGCAAAAUCGAGCACUUUCAGACUUUGGAGUUUGCAGCCAAAGUAGUUCAGGUUCUCAUCCCAACAGACAACAGGAUACUCACUUGCUCUCUAGAUCGCACCUUGCAGAUUCACGAUAUUGUAUCUCGGGAGGGAGAAUCAGACAUCAUUGCGGCUAUUCCAAACAAGGUUAUUUCGUUGAAAGCAUCACCAACGUCCAUGGCCGUGGCUCCCGGCAACGGAAGUAUUUUCGUGUCCCUGUUGGAUCGGUCUGUCUGCCAGUAUGAUCUACUGACAGGCAGGCAAACGUAUUCCUUCAAAUGCACGGACGAAGGCGGAGCGGAAUCUGCAGUUCUUGAAUCGCUAUACGUCGGCCAGUGGCCUCUUAAAGACAUGGACUUCUUGCUUGGCUCGUCCAACACGGACAAGUCUGUGCGGGUUUACGAUGCAAACUCUGGCACGUUCCUGGACAGGGAAUGGGGCCAUACAGAAGCAAUCAACGGGGUGACCUUGCUCGAGGAUGACGAUGGCAGCAGGAAAGUUGUUAGCGUUGGAUCUGAUGGAACCAUCAUGAUUUGGGCGCUUGAUCUGAACGAUCCUUCACCGAGUUCGAUGAUUAGGGAUCCGUCGCCUGUGAAGGAGAUGUCCAACUACGCACGACCAACUCUUCGAAAGGUGCUUUCCAAGGCGGAGUUGGCUGAGUUCCAGCGCCCGUCAAUCUCCCCGGCGGGUCGCCGCUCACCCCCUCGAACCUUGCGUCGGCGAACAUCUCGUCUGACGCUCGGGGCGGCCUCUACCGCUCAGCGGACCCCGACAGGGAACCUGGCGACGAGCUCAAGUGAGAGUGCCAUCAAUGAGGAUACGCCGUCGCGACGAAGACCAUCGGAGCCCAAUAGAGGCGACAGUCCACCUGCGAGCCCAAAGUCGAGAGUCAGUAGAACUCCCUCCAUGCCAGCUCUGCCUGCCGUCGCGAAGAAGAAAAACUCGUCUCCAAACCUCAGAGGAUUUGGCUCCUUGAAUAUGGCCACGGAACAAGCUUGCCGCACCCUGCGAGCGUACAGGAAGAAGCUUUCUUCUGCCGAGCCCAUCACUGCCGAAGGCCUGGCCGAACUGGACCAGGAAUUGCGUCUCACCGCCGCAGCGCUUGGUGAUCGCGCGAUAAGAAGCAAAGCUAUGAACGAAACGGUCCUCAGUGGAUUGUUGGACCAGUACUCGGAAAGACUGGUUACAUUGUUGGACGAAAAAUUGCGUCUCACCAGCCAUCUACCGCGACACAGGGAAAUCGAGAUGCAGAUCGAUAAUCGUCCUCGCAGCGCGGACGGCACGUCAAGCUCCUCGUCUCCCUAA
Molecule: messenger RNA, 3060 nt
Organism: Ustilaginoidea virens
Lineage: Eukaryota; Fungi; Ascomycota; Sordariomycetes; Hypocreales; Clavicipitaceae
Exons: 1
Coding region: 1-3060 (1019 amino acids)
Biological process (GO): regulation of mitotic cell cycle; mitotic spindle organization
Cellular component (GO): mitotic spindle
Molecular function (GO): protein binding
Source: RefSeq, a predicted model, not a curated record